AUGGGUGAGUGGAAACACAGUCUAUUCGGAUGUUUCGACAACUUUGGGAUUUGUAUUAUUACCUACAUCGCGCCCUGCUACACGUUCGGAAAAAAUGCCGAAGCUGUAGGAGACAGUUGUCUGCUUUGUGGAGCGGCCUGGCUUGUGCCGAUAUUAAAUAUUGUUGCAUGGAUUCAAGUCCGCGGAAAGAUCAGGGAUCUGCAUAAAAUCGACGGAUCGUUGCUUGGUGAUCUAUUGCAGAUCGUUUGCUGUACAGUGUGUGCCUUGGUUCAAGAAGCCCAGGAAGUCCAGAAUGCGCCCAGUUCCGUGGGAAUAGUUCGCGAGUGA
Molecule: messenger RNA, 327 nt
Organism: Gigantopelta aegis
Lineage: Eukaryota; Metazoa; Mollusca; Gastropoda; Neomphalida; Peltospiridae
Product: cell number regulator 3-like
Exons: 1
Coding region: 1-327 (108 amino acids)
Source: RefSeq, a predicted model, not a curated record